Molecule: messenger RNA, 777 nt
Organism: Trematosphaeria pertusa
Lineage: Eukaryota; Fungi; Ascomycota; Dothideomycetes; Pleosporales; Trematosphaeriaceae
Exons: 1
Coding region: 1-777 (258 amino acids)
Source: RefSeq, a predicted model, not a curated record
AUGAAGUUGACAACGGAGCGACAGGUCGGCGGGAGAGCGCCCGCCAAGCGCGGGCUUAUGCAGCCCUCAAACCUCACCACCUGUCAAUACCUCCCAGCCCCACCGUCAUCAAAUGCAUUUGCGCAGAACAUGCACCCUAUCGAAGGGCACCCGGUAGACUUCCUCGCACAGCUCGAUAAUGCGCUGCAGCAGCACCCGAAGCCGAAGAGCCGACUGGCGCCGUAUUUCGAAGCGCACCUGCUUUUCCAAGGCGCAUACCGCACCCCGUCGCCAUCCCCAUCGCCUUCACCGCCGCCGGCUCCAAGUCUCGCGUCAGCGACAUUCACAAGCAAGAAACGCAGGCGCGCAGCUUCGUCAAGCGAGCCGAAUGCCACUCCUCGCCCGUCUAAGCGCCGGAGACCCGCCGAACCAGAGUCGACGGCAGCAGCACAACCCGUCCCAGCAGCAACAACGGCUACUAUAGCCACGAAGCUCGCGAAGACUCAGAUGGGGCGCAAAUUUGCGACCUCCUCGCGCCUAUUGAAGGAGUCGCGAGCGACUGCAAUAGCUCCAAAACCCGCAGCGACGCGCACCCCCUCUAAUCGAACACUCCGAACACGCAAGACUCCCGCUAUUCCACUCUCUCUCUCGACGACACGCAAGUCCGUAGUGUCUACUGCUGGCAGCCUGGAUACAUAUUUGCGCGUUGGGAACACCCCGGCGUCAGUCGUGGUCGGGAGAUACUCGUUGAGAAGGACCGCUGGUAGGAUACGGGCAUACGAAAGCACCGGAGGAUGA